This is a messenger RNA of Rhipicephalus microplus (southern cattle tick), 3261 nucleotides long. It is a transcript of the gene RtcB, whose product is annotated as RtcB RNA ligase. Gene Ontology annotation, molecular function: RNA ligase (ATP) activity; RNA ligase (GTP) activity. The record is from RefSeq and is a predicted model, not a curated record. NCBI's taxonomy places the organism in Eukaryota, Metazoa, Arthropoda, Arachnida, Ixodida, Ixodidae. Gene Ontology annotation, cellular component: nucleus; tRNA-splicing ligase complex. Gene Ontology annotation, biological process: tRNA splicing, via endonucleolytic cleavage and ligation.
UUGAAAGAUUCUGACGUACAAGCCAAGCCAAACCGUCAAACGGCUAGAUGCUUGGCCUACGUUUUUCGCCUUUUUAGCCUCUUGAGCUGCCGGUGCCUGCUUGUGGUGUUGGCACAAUAUUUCUACAUUUCGUAGCAAUGUCUGUCCGACGCGCUUUUCGCUAACGAAUCGGUGUACCAUCUGUCAUUUCCUGAGCGUGACGCCUUCGGCGUUUACUAGGCCACCAAGAUGGGCGUCCGCAGCUACAAUGAGGAGCUCGGAUACCUUGAAAAAAUGUCACCAGUCUCAUGGCGCAUCAAAAAGGGCUUCGUGCCAAAUAUGAAGGUGGAAGGAAUGUUCUACGUGAAUAACCUCUUGGAGAAGCUGAUGUUCGAAGAGCUGCGAAAUUCGUGUCGUCCAGGAAACGUUGGCGGAUUCCUGCCUGGUGUUAAACAAAUUGGAAAUGUUGCUGCCUUGCCUGGAAUCGUUGGACACUCAAUAGGGCUUCCUGACAUCCAUUCUGGUUAUGGUUUUGCAAUUGGCAAUAUGGCGGCAUUUGACAUGGAUGAUCCAAAGGCCAUUGUGUCACCUGGUGGUGUGGGCUUUGACAUCAAUUGCGGUGUUCGUCUCUUACGAACCAACUUGAUGGAGAAGGACGUCCAGCCCAUCAAAGAGCAGUUGGCACAGAGCAUGUUCGACCACAUUCCCGUUGGCGUCGGAUCUAAGGGAAUCAUUCCCAUGAAUGCAAGAGACCUUGAAGAAGCCUUGGAGAUGGGCAUGGAUUGGUCCUUAAGAGAAGGCUAUGCCUGGGCCGAAGAUAAGGAGCAUUGCGAGGAGUAUGGACGAAUGCUGAAUGCUGAUCCUGCCAAGGUUUCCAUGAAGGCAAAAAAACGGGGCCUACCUCAGCUGGGCACCUUGGGCGCUGGCAAUCACUAUGCCGAGAUUCAAGUGGUGGAUGACAUUUAUGACAAGAACAAUGCAGCCAAGAUGGGAAUCGAACGUUGCGGUCAAGUAUGUGUCAUGAUUCACAGUGGGAGUCGUGGCUUUGGACACCAAGUGGCUACAGAUGCAUUGGUGGCCAUGGAGAAGGCCAUGAAGCGGGACAAGAUUGAUGUUAAUGACCGGCAGCUGGCCUGCGCCCUUAUCCGCUCCAAUGAGGGGCAGGACUACCUGAAAUCGAUGGCAGCGGCAGCGAACUUUGCUUGGGUCAAUCGCAGCAGCAUGACCUUCCUAAGCCGUCAGGCUUUUGCCAAAGCAUACAACACGACCCCGGAUGACCUCGACAUGCACGUCAUCUACGAUGUGUCGCACAACAUCGCCAAGGUGGAGCAGCAUGUGGUGGAUGGCAAGAUGCGCACAUUGCUCGUGCAUCGCAAAGGCUCAACACGAGCCUUUCCACCUCAUCAUCCUCUCAUUCCUGUUGACUACCAGCUGAGUGGUCAACCGGUGCUUAUUGGCGGCACAAUGGGAACCUGUAGCUAUGUUCUGACGGGCACCGAGCAGGGCAUGGGCGAGACAUUCGGCACCACCUGUCAUGGUGCUGGCCGAGCACUUUCCCGGGCCAAGUCGCGUCGAAACCUCGAUUACCAGGACGUACUGAACAAGCUGAACGAGAUGGGCAUCUCGAUUCGCGUGGCCUCACCGAAGCUGGUCAUGGAGGAAGCUCCAGAAUCGUACAAAAAUGUGACGGACGUUGUAAACACGUGCCACGAGGCUGGCAUCAGCCGCAAGUGCAUUAAGCUCAGGCCCAUUGCGGUUAUCAAGGGCUGAUUGAGAUUUUUUGGUGUUUGGAAGGUGUGAACGAGGCCGUACAUUCAAACUUCAGUGUUCAGGACUGACACGAGAACAUGGUUUUCGUUGUGGGGUUUGUUACAAGAACAAGUGUGUUUGUGCAUGUAUGGAUCUGUGUGUGCAUAUGUGUGCCUCAUUAGUUUACUGAUUAGAGUCUGAAUGUAUGUGCUACAGUGGUUUGUGGUGUAUUGAAUGCCUUUGCACCAGUGUAGUGGCAUCAAAGGCAAGAGUUGAGUCUGGUGUUAUUUUAUUUUCAUUCUCUUAUCUUUUUCUCCCUCCUAUUAAAGCUCCUGUGGACAGCUGUUCAAUAAUUGAUGGCAAGCUUCAAAUAAAUGCAGCUAUAAUAAUCAAUUAAUAAUACAUGUUUUCUUUUUUAAGCUGUCAGCUUGAAAUAUAGGAAGUGGACCCCCUACAGCAGGAAUGAACACAGGACACGAAAAAAAAAAGUUGAAAAGUCGUAGUGCAUGCUUCUUUCUGCACUCUUUACAGAUACUCUUGGAAGUGCAUGCAUGAGUAAAUUUGAAUAUUUCUGCAAUAUUCACACCCCAAAAAAGCCAUUUCAGUUGGCUCCUGAAUUUUAGCACUACAAUGUUACUACUGGGGCACUGCACCCUUGACUAAUGUACGCCUACAAAAGCUCACUCACAAGGUGUUGACCAAGCUUAGGUCCCUAGUGGUGACAAACAACUAGCUUAAAUGUUACUCCAGCUAGCACUAGCUGCCCAUUUCCACCCUUAAAUGCCUCGCACUAGUGCCAUUCACAUCUGCUCGUGCAAUCAUUGUCUCACAAGGAAAGAAAAAAAACCCUGGUUGGUUCCCCAGCUUGGCAAUUGACAAAUCAAGCAGCGAGUGACAGAUACAAAAGUCGCUCUACAACCAAAGCGACAAUUUGUGGCUCUUUGAUAAGUUGCCAUUGUGAAUGAGCCUUUCUCCUGGCCUUGCAAGUUGCCAAUGCUUGUUUUUUGUGUGUCAAGUUGAAGCAUAACACUGCAAAUAUCGUCUCUGCAAAUUAUAUGUUAGAGUGGAAAUUUUGCGUGCUGAUAGUAAUCUAUUAGUACGUGUUUAAAACUGCGAACUGUAUACUGACACAAAGGCACAAAACAUGGACUCUGUACAUGUGUAUACAUGUGCGAAUCACUCGUGUCUGGUCUGUGCUUUUUUUUAUAUAUAAUUAACAUGUAUUAUUGUAUCUGCACAAUCUUUCCGGUGUUGCACAUAACCAGCAAAGAAUAUUUUUGUUCAGUGUUAAAAAGGGAGCAAUGCCUGCUUGCCUAAAAAGUGUUUCUUGAGCUCUGCAUGUCGUCUACCAUUGUGUAUGUUUAUGUGUGCCUGUCUUAACAUCUUGGAGAAGUGAGUUGGUAUGACCAACUGUCUUUGACGUGUAUUUAUUUGACGUGUGCUUGUUAAUACUGAGCAAGUACAUGAACAACACCCAAGCAGCUGGCUGCUGUUUACUGCUGUGAGCAAGUAAAGUGAUUCUCUAGCUUGGAA